ACACUAAGAGCUUCUAGUUGGUGUCACCUUAAACUCGGUUCGGGCUGGGGGUGAAUGUGAAAAUCUAGUCUGUUGCGCGAAAUCAAGUUUAGAGCUAUCAAAGAAACUCGCAGGAAAAAAUGUAUGAUGAAGCAGAAAAAACCAAACGUUGGGAAGGAGGCUAUGAACGCACUUGGGAAGUCCUGAAGGAAGAUGAGACUGGUUCCCUUAAAGCUACUAUUGAUGAUCUUCUCUCCAAAGAAAAACGGAAAAGGGUAUUUGAGCACCAUGGACAAGUCAGACUUGGAAUGAUGCGACACUUGUAUGUGAUAAUAGACAUGUCAAGAUCUAUGGAAGAUCAGGAUUUGAAACCGAACCGACUUACCUCAACAUUAAAGUUGCUGGAAUACUUUGUAGAAGAAUAUUUUGAUCAAAAUCCUAUUAGUCAGAUUGGUAUUGUUACUACAAAAAACAAAAGGGCAGAAAAGCUUACUGAACUUGCUGGAAAUCCAAAAAAACAUAAAGAAGCCUUAAAGAAAGCUGUAGGUUUGUCAUGCAGUGGAGAGCCUUCACUUUACAAUUCACUCAGCUUGGCCAUGGAGACUUUGAAGCAUAUGCCUGGACACACCAGCCGUGAAAUACUUGUCAUUUUUAGCAGUCUUACAACAUGCGACCCAUCCAACAUUAAUGACCUUAUGAAGUGCUUAAAAGCUGCUAAAAUCAGAGUAUCUGUGAUUGGCCUAUCAGCAGAAGUUCGAGUUUGCACUGUUCUCACCCGCGAGACAGGCGGUACAUACCAUGUUAUUUUAGAUGAGAGCCAUUUUAAAGAGUUGCUUAAUUAUCAUGUGAGCCCACCGCCUGCCAGUUCCAAUACAGAGUGCUCUCUCAUUCGUAUGGGUUUCCCCCAGCACACAAUGGUAUCCUUAUCAGAUCAGGACGCAAAACCAUGUUUCAGCAUGGCACAUUUAGAUAGUAAUAGUGGGCCAACCUUAACACUUGGUGGAUAUUAUUGUCCUCAGUGCAGAGCCAAAUAUACUGAACUGCCUGUGGAGUGCAAAGUAUGUGGUCUUACCUUAGUGUCUGCACCACACUUGGCCAGGUCUUACCACCACUUGUUCCCAUUAGAUGCGUUUAGGGAAAGUUCCUUGGAGGAGAUUCAGGCAGAAAGGUAUUGUCAAGGUUGCCAGGGAGAGUUGAAGGAUACAAAUGUAUACAUAUGCAAUGCAUGCCAGAACAUCUAUUGUGUGGAGUGUGAUAUAUUUAUUCAUGAUACCUUGCAUUGUUGUCCUGGAUGUAUUCACAAUCAAUCCAGUCCUUAGUAACCGUCAAAUACACGUUUUAAUUUAUUAAAGGAUUAUCACCUGUACCCAUUGCUAAGAGCCUCAUUUACUGAAAUGUACUUUGUAUCUACAACAGCUGACCUGAGAAAUGUACUUCUGACAGGAAGCUUUAUAUUUACUGUUUUUAUUCAAAAUAAAUAAUUUUGCAAUUCUAUCAAUUAUAUAAGUAA
Messenger RNA from Hemiscyllium ocellatum (epaulette shark), 1489 nucleotides. It is a transcript of the gene gtf2h2, whose product is annotated as general transcription factor IIH, polypeptide 2. The transcript has 16 exons. Gene Ontology annotation, biological process: regulation of transcription by RNA polymerase II; DNA-templated transcription; nucleotide-excision repair. The record is from RefSeq and is a predicted model, not a curated record. Gene Ontology annotation, molecular function: zinc ion binding. Lineage: Eukaryota; Metazoa; Chordata; Chondrichthyes; Orectolobiformes; Hemiscylliidae. Gene Ontology annotation, cellular component: transcription factor TFIIH core complex; transcription factor TFIIH holo complex. The coding region runs from base 120 to 1298 and encodes 392 amino acids.